GUCAAGUUACAUUUAAUUGAAAAUCAUGUUAGCAACAUAAAAAUUUGGAAAUCUUGUCAACGUAUUCGUAUUUGGUUAUUACUCAAAAUGGAAAAAUGACUUUGGCUAACGUAUUAAAAGUUUUAGCUCUUAGUUGGUUGUUGGCGGUCAAAGCUAGCCCUGAAGAAGACAACCUAAGCGAACACAAUCGGUUUAGGGAGAAGCACGGCGUUCCUGCGCUGACGUUGGACGAAAGUCUUUCUAAGGACUGCGCAGAGUAUGCGCAAGUGCUAGCCGAAAAAGGAUCGUUGGUGCAUUCGCCUGAUGGAGGCCAGAAAUAUGGUGAAAACUUAUGCCUUAGGUCUGAAGCACCUCUUAGAUGUGUUCAAGACUGGUACGACGAAAUCAAAGAGUACGACUUUGCUAAAGCACAGUUUACAAUGAAUACUGGCCAUUUUACUGCACUGAUUUGGAAAAGUGCAAAAAAAAUGGGUCAUGGCCAAGCCAAAAGUAAGAAAGGGAUCUACUUCGUGGUAGCAAGAUAUUAUCCACCAGUAAACGUUCUCGGACAGUUCAAAGAAAAUGUCCCGGAGCCGAUUGACGGGAUUGAAGGUGGAGGUAGUACUACUGAUGGCAACACUAAUAUGAAAUUACAGUUGGUCGCGGCCGCAGCUACACCUGAAGAAGACAACCUAAACGAACACAAUCGGUUGAGAAAAAAGCACGGCGUUCCCGCGCUAACGUUGGACGACACUCUAUCCAAGGGAUGCGAAGAGUAUGCGCAAGUUCUAGCCGAAAAAGGAUCACUGACGCAUUCAGGUGAUGGCCGAAAAUAUGGUGAAAACUUAUGCCUUAGGUCUAAAGAACCUCUUAAAUGUGUUCAGAACUGGUACGACGAAAGCAGAGAGUACGAUUUUGAUAAAGCAGAGUUCAGCCUGGGUACCGGCCAUUUUACAGCAAUGGUUUGGAAGGGUGCAAAACAAAUCGGUCACGGCCAGGCCAAAAGUGAAAAAGGUGUCUACUUCGUGGUGGCAAGGUAUUAUCCACCAGUAAACGAUCUUGGGCAAUUCAAAGAAAAUGUUUCGAAGCCGAUCGAGCAUAUCAUUGAAACAUGCGACCGCAGGCUGGGCGGGUAUCUUUCGCAAGGCUGCGAGUGGAAGGAUGGAUUUUCCAUGGAAAAAGAGGCGGAUGUGCCACAGUUGCAUAAAAUUGCAUACGGAAAACUGAACCACCACAACUUCUGGGCCAACGUCGAUGGCGAUGGUUGCGACGACUAUGUGGCUGCCGACGAUUGGAGCAGCUGCCGAGUGGUUGCCCUCUCCGCCACUGAACUGGUUUCAUCUGCUGCGGCUGCCACUUUUCUCUGUGUGUUCCUUUAUUUUUUUGUGUCGGAUGGAAAGGAUUAUUUAGAGUCAGCGGCGGCUUGCAAGCGUCUCAACGAUAAGGACGCAGGACGAACGACAAUGGCCAGGACGACGAGUAUGGGAUGGCGAUGCCGAUGCGACGGCGACGGCGAUGGAAAUGGGGAUGAGGACGCGGAUGCCCGUCUGAUGACGACAAAAGCGCUGCGAUCAUCGCCGCAAGACAACAGUGAGGGAUGA
Molecule: messenger RNA, 1580 nt
Organism: Drosophila gunungcola (fruit fly)
Lineage: Eukaryota; Metazoa; Arthropoda; Insecta; Diptera; Drosophilidae
Exons: 8
Coding region: 96-1580 (494 amino acids)
Source: RefSeq, a predicted model, not a curated record